Besnoitia besnoiti is the source of this 981-nucleotide messenger RNA. RefSeq lists its product as uncharacterized. Bases 1 to 981 code for a protein of 326 amino acids. Lineage: Eukaryota; Apicomplexa; Conoidasida; Eucoccidiorida; Sarcocystidae. The transcript has a single exon. The record is from RefSeq and is a predicted model, not a curated record.
AUGGCGGCGGCCUCCUGCGGCAGCUGUGCCGCCCUUGUGUCUCCUCUCUCGCGUUCACAGCGCCAGCUCCUCCUCGCUACCUCGUCUGGGCCGUCUGUUCGUCACUUCGCCUCUCGCACUUCCUCCCCGCUGACUGCUGCUCCGCUGAUUGCUGCUCCGCUGACUGCUGCUCCGCUGACUGCUGCUCCGCUGACUGCUGCUCCGCUGACUGCUGCUCCGCUGACUGCUGCUCCGCUGACUGCUGCUCCGCUGACUGCUGCUCCGCUUCCGCGCCUGGCUGCCUCCCACGGUGCCGUUCGGUCGUCUCACGCACGUUUCGCCGCGCGACACUUCUCAUCCACGGGUUCAUUCUCGCCUUCGCUGUUCGCGCGGCUGCGCGCAAAGCUGAAUGAAAUGCAUCGUUUCUGGCUGCAAAAGACGCUCCUUGAGAAGGCGCGGUACUACUCCGUGGUGGCGAAUACGGCUUUCAUCGUGUUCAUGAGCACCCGCCUGCUCGACUUGCAGAAGAAAACCGACUCGCUGUGGGAGGAGGAACUCUCCAAGAAGAGCGGCGAGAGCGAAGACUGGAAAUGCUACCACGUCCACCGCCUCUUUCACAGCCAGUGCCGCGACUUGCCUUCGACCUUCUGGAGCUCGGGUGUACGUACACCGAAAGGGGGGCCCGCGGACGCCUGCACGCCGCUGGCUAGAGAGCGAAGCGGGAAUGGAGACCCCAAAGCGCAACAGGGCGAUGCGGCGGCAGUGGAUAUCUUGUGUCGGAAGCUGGAGCUGGAAAUCGAGAAAUGCAGAGACAGCCUCGUGCGCUACCUGCCCAAGGAGACGCCUGCGAUGCAGGAAAUCACUGACAUCACCAACCUCCCGCCCUGGAUCAAGGACCGGCCGGUUUACGUACACUACUUUGCUCACAAGAAGCGAGCAAACGGAGACGGCGAGCAAGGCGUGGCCGAGCCCCCUCCGCCUGCGUGCUCUUCGUGCCAAUGA